AACACUCAGUGGAAUACAGCUAUUUUGCCGUCAACACUGGCCAAGGAUGUGUGCAUGCCCGUCUUUACGAUAAUCGUUCAUGUGACCAUUCAUCUGAUACAAUCUAUGUCCUAAUGGAACUUCCAUUCACUUCUAAAUGGUUCAGCUGUCAGCCAUGUUGAACUACAGUCGCGCAAGGAUGGGAAGGAGGGAUAUUGUGAUUGAACAGUUGUGAAGUAAGCAGUGUGGGUUGGUAGGGCUGUACAUGGUGGCUGGUUGAUACGGCGGAGAGACUGAGGGUUACUCUGAGAGGAAGAUAGACCUGAUCCGGCUGUACCGAUUCUGUACUGGUUCCACUACGAGUAUGGCAGAAUGUCUGGCUCUACUGUACCGCUGUAACAUGGAGCUACCUCCUCAAAAGUCAGAGACAGAGACGUCUAAAGUGCUGAAGCUGGACCAAAUGGCAGAGGACGACCAGAAGGACAAGCCCGGGAAGGUGGAGGACAUUAAGGGAGAGUCGCGGCUUAGUAUUGAGGAGUUUGAGUGCGGGGUGCAGUUUGAGGGCUCCGAAAAUUCCAAACAAGAAUGGUCCUUCACGUUAUAUGACUUUGACGGGCAUGGCAGAAUCACUAAAGAGGAUCUAGCCAGCUUACUCAAAGCUCUGUACGAUGCUGUGGGAUCCUCGAUCAAGUUGCCACCAAACGGCACGAAGACGCUGAAGCUACGUCUGACAGUAGGCCAGGAUAAUACUCAGAUUCAGGUACAGAGGGCCUCUCCCACAAAGGGAAAGGAGAACGGAAAGUCAAAAGAAAGCAAAACCAAAGACUCAAUCAGAAUCAAAGAAUUGUCGAAACUGAAUAACUUUAUGCAGCCAGGCUCUGCAAAAGUGAACAAUGAGACCCAGAGUGCGGCAGCAGUAACUGGAACAAAGACUACGACAACUACAACGACGACGACUCGCAACCAGUUGAGUCUGGAGGACCAGCAGCAGUUGGUGGAGCUGGUACAGGAAAACAUGGAGAGGAACCACAUUAAACAGCUCAGACGUCACCACAGCGACUGUCGUAACAUGAUGGAUCAUCAGCACCACCACAAGCGUCGUCAUAGAAACCAUUGCUCACAUGAAGAUCGACCAAAAGAGAGUCAGGAUCGAAGGAACUACUACCUUGACCUUGCUGGGGUGGAGAACAAUACGUCAAAGUUUCAGAAUAAUCCUACCGUGCCCACAGCAGGAUCGGGUUUUGUGCAAACUGGCCACCACAGGUCAAGGUCACAUGAUGUGACCAAAAAAUUUGACAAUGUGAAAAGAGAAUCUGAACGCUUAGCAAAACAUUUAGAAGGUUCAAAACCUGACCACCCAAGGUCAAGGUCAUUUGACCCCCAGGAAAAAACGGCUGUAUGUUCCCCGAAAGGACAUUCGAAAAACCCCUCCUCCCCUCACAAGCACAGCAGCAAGUUCCGACCGGUUAGCCUACCAGCACAUGUGCCCGCUACAGUGUCGCCCCAUUACCAUCGGCGCCAUCGACACAGAGAGAAGGACCAUGGACUGGCAAUGCAACAAGUUGCAGAGUGGAUUGAACGGGAGCACGCAUGGGAGAUGGAGGGAGAGCACGUGAUGGUGCAGCGUCAUGAACAUCACCACAUACAUGAGCAUCACCAUCACCAUCACUACCAUCACUAUUAUGAAGCAUGACAACCAGCCCGCCCACGGAAGAGAACAUGCAACAGACUCAACAAAAAUAAAUAUUUAUUUUUUUUGUGCAUUUAAGCACUGCCAUAUUGGCCAGUGAGAUCUUCAUAACGAGAUCACAUGCAUUUCUUACUACUUUUUCGCCACAAUGCAACCGUUGAGUCUCUGUACAAAAACACUCUGCCAGUCCUCAAAAGGGCAACAUGAAAUCCCAUGAUGCAUUUGUGAAGUGACAUCACUUCCUGUCUGGAACAGGGAAGACUUUUUGUGUUGUCAUUAUGACGUGGGUUACUGCCUUCUUGAUUCUGAUUGGCCGAAAGUGACCUUGACUUUGGCCACUGCUUGUGUUCUGGGCAUGAGCAGAAUGGCUCAAUCUACCUCUUGCAAGAUUAUGUUUCUAUUCUCGUUUGCUAGCAUUCACGCCAGUUGUACAGAAACCGGACAUGUGAAUAUUGUACAUUAUGUAUGUAGUCUAUAUUUAUGCACUCAACUUCAGUAUCAACUAUACCUCGGCCUAUUGCUAGUCAGGGUGUAUAUUUUUGGCCGAGAUCGUUAUUGAAAAAUAUGUUGUGUGAAAAAUGUGCAUGUACAAAGGAACAACUUACUUCAAUGGAUAUUUGUGCAGCCAAUCCCCGGACGAUAUGUUGUGAACUGUUGUAAAACUAAGUACAAAGUUCUGAGGGAAAUCCAAUUUUGUUGAUUAUCUUCAAGAGGUGUAAAUUGCCUUCUGAGUUUACAUGCAAAGUUGAUCGUUUUGUUAAGAUAAAAUCUAAUCAUGAUAUUUGAUGACCCCAUUUACUGCCGUUAAUGGUUUGAAGGCAUAAUCCAAAUUGUUGUGUAAUCGUUUAGAGGUACACCUUUCCAUAUUGGAGACGUCACAAGGUUAUGUUUGUUAUGGAAUAUGUUCAUGCAAUGCCUGAGUUAAAGAAAUGUCAUGUAGUUGGAUUGUGAAGUCUGUUUCAAUCUCAAGAGGCCAGUCUGUUCGUAGUCCCAGUGAUAACAAAGUUGUAACAAACUGGGCUUCGUCUCUGAAUAAUUACAUCCCAUUGCGAGCAUUAUGAUAGUCAUGUUUCAGCUGUUUUACAAAUGUUUCAUCACUUUGCUUCCUGAAUGUAGACUGUUCAAUCUCCUGUAUAAUAUUGGGCCACAUCUAAUUAUUGUGUUUUCAUCAUUUUCUUUGUUAAUUUAAUCAGUUUCAUAUUUCCAUAGUAACAAACACAAUGUGUGAAUGCUGUACUUCACUGUAAUAUUUGAAACAAACCUAUACAAGGCUGUAGUCACAUGUGCUGGAGAUGAGAUUAUUUAAGUGAAUAUUUGAGAAUUCCUGCUCAAAAUUGUGUUGUCUGUGUAUCAGAAAACUGACUUCAUUCAACAGGAAUAGACACAGCCCAACCAACCGAAGCACUGAUUUCUCAGUAAGUCCAGGAUUCUAUUCUUUAACAUAUCUUUUUGAAUUCAAAUUAACUAAUCAAAAUUGCUUAUAGUUUGAAACAAACAUUGAAAAACAAUUUCCACAGAUGCAGAUUAGAAUAAGUUUUGAUUGUUGAGUUAUUUCAUUUUCACAAAAUGGUGGUCUCUUUCAGCAUCUGUAACAAUAGCCUUGAUUGGCUGACUACUAACUAGAGAACUAGGGUGCUCAUUUUUGAUUGGCUGUUGUUCUGCCUGGUCUAUGUAGUGAUUUUUCUUCCUGGUUUGAAAGGUAUGUGUUUUGAUGCUUUAAUAUUGGUUCCAGACUGUCUGGAUGUAAGCACAGGAUACCAUUCUGUGUGUCGGUGUAGAUUCUCCAUCUUCAACUCUUAGCAUAUUUCUAAAAACUCAGAUUAUUAAAAAAUUCAGAUUAUUAUCCUUUCAUGCUGGCCACAAGAUCAGAAUAGAACAUGAAGUCAGAGACCAUAUAAUACAUGGUCUCUGAUGAAAUGUUUUGAAAUUUAAGAACUAAUUAAUCAUUCAUAUAUAUAUAUAUUAUGAGAAUGGUUUUACUAAGCAUUAGAACAUUUCCUAUUUCAGUUCAUAACUUGGCAAAACAUACACAGAAAUGGUAUUAUUUAGUUUGAAUAUUUUGUAAAAAUAUUGCAAGAUGAAAGAAUUUUGUAAUUGAUAGAAUCAGGCUGUGUUGAGGAAUCAUUAUUCCUGAUACAGUCGCACAACAUAGGUAUUUUGACUGAGGUUGUUGAUGCACAUUGUAUAGAAUUGAUGAUGGAAGAUUCAGUGAGAGAGAGGCACCUCCUCGGUUUGUGUACUACAGACUGUUUAUAAUACCCUUGUACUCACAAUCUACCAGAAAAAAUAAAAGGUUUUGUUGACAUCCAA
This is a messenger RNA of Haliotis rubra (blacklip abalone), 3979 nucleotides long. RefSeq names its product protein naked cuticle homolog 2-like. Lineage: Eukaryota; Metazoa; Mollusca; Gastropoda; Lepetellida; Haliotidae. The transcript is spliced from 5 exons. Gene Ontology annotation, biological process: negative regulation of Wnt signaling pathway. Gene Ontology annotation, cellular component: cytoplasm. The coding region runs from base 344 to 1672 and encodes 442 amino acids. Gene Ontology annotation, molecular function: calcium ion binding. The record is from RefSeq and is a predicted model, not a curated record.